GGAAAUGCUUGGAUUUCUACCCGGAUACAAAUUCUCCGGACAACAUAGUAGUCAUCGAGAGGAGGGGGAGGAGAAACAGAGUUAGAGUGAAUCCAUAGAUCCGCCUCAAAUCGGACCACCGCGGCGGACGGGAGAGAAUCCGACGCUCAUCUUCGGAGAUAAAUCCUCUCCUACGAAACGGAACGAUUUUGGAAGUGUUUUGUUGAAUAAUCAAUCAAUCACCAGAUAGCAGUUAUGGGGACAACCACAAAAAGGCAUAAACUUGUUGCGGAACAAUUGGAGAGGCCAUGUGAAGAUAGGAUCAGCAAUUUGCCGAGCAGUCUAAUUGGUUAUAUACUCUCUUUUCUUCCCACAAAAGAUGCAGUGGCCACAAGUGUUUUAUCAUCUAGAUGGAAGGAUUUCUGGCCAUUGGUCACCCGCUUGUCCAUUGAUGAUUACUUAUUGCGAAGUCCGGAAAGCAAGAAUAGUUUUGAGCGGCUCAGAUUUGAAUUUGUGGAUUUCGUGCAUCGAGUUCUCUUAACCGGAAGUGUUUCAGGCAUAGAGACAUUCCGUUUCCAAUGCAGCCAACGCUAUGAUGCUUCAUCUGUUCGCGCAUGGCUAUCUUCCGCACUGAAGGGUAAUAAUGUCCGAGAAGUUGAUGUCAUUGUCGAUGCAUGGGACUUUUCUGUACUACCAAGUAGCUUGUUUACUUGUAGAACACUGGUAAAGCUAAACUUGGGCAAAGUUUUCAUGAAUGUCCCUGAUUCGGUAUGGUUACCUUGUCUGAAGCAUGUUGAACUGCAUGGUGUCGAGUUUCCAAAUGAUGACUCAAUAUCUAGGCUUCUCAGUGGAUGCCCCGUGCUUGGCAGUUUGUGCUUGAAGAGAUGCAUGGGAAGAAAUGUGAGAGUCAUUAACAUUUCUGUUCCUACGCUCACUCACUUGAUUCUUGAAUUUUUGCAUCACUACAGUCUCUAUAUCAUAUCUAAACAUCUUCCGAAAUUCCACAUUGUGCUCAAUACUCCAUCUCUUUUGCACAUUUCCAUCGAAGAUUCCAUACAUGAAAGUUAUGUGUUUGAAAAGCCACAUCAACUCGCGGGGGCAUGUUUUAUUCUCUAUAGUCCACUUGGCCCGAAUUUGUUGCCAGUAUUCCCAUUUGAAGGCCCGAAAUUGUCGUCAGCAUCCCCAUUUGAAGAUGUUCAUCAUAUUGCCAUACAUGAUCUUCUUAAAGGGAGUUCUAAGGUUAAAUCGCUACAUUUUGUCACCAAGGGUUUCAACCGAUGCGAGUUGAUGCCCAAAUAUGAGAAUUUGACGGAGUUGGUAUUUGGUACUCAUUGGAAUGUCACACUUGAUCUGCUCCAUACGUUUCUAGAGAGGUCGCCAAAAUUGAGCCGUUUAGCAUUAACAUUUAAUCACAAAGAUGAUGAAACAUUAAACUUUUCCAAAACUGGUGAUGAUGAUGGCGGCGGCGGCUCAUUGGAAUGGGAUCAUCCAUCUCGGCGUGUUCCCGACUGCUUAUUGUUUCAUCUUAAAAUUGUUGAAAUUUGGAAUUUCCGAGGGUUAAAAAAGGAAAUAGAAUUAGUCAAGUACUUGCUGAGAAAUGGGAGAGCGUUGGAGAAAGUGACCGUAGAGCGAGCUCCAAUACGAGGAGAAACAUCCAAAGAUGUUUGGGCUUGGCAGCGGAAAGGGCCUGGGCUGGGAGUAGUCAGGGAAUAGGUACCCCCCCGAUCAUUGUGCCUUUGGGCUUUCGUGGGUGGGCUAUCACCUUGGGGUUAACAGGCUCCGAGUGGUCACGAGGUUAACGGACCCUCGGCCCAUGGCCUGUAACCUUUCCUUCCAAAAAAAAAAAAAAAANAGUCAAGUACUUGCUGAGAAAUGGGAGAGCGUUGGAGAAAGUGACCGUAGAGCGAGCUCCAAUACGAGGAGAAACAUCCAAAGAUGUUUGGGCUUGGCAGCGGAAAGGGCCUGGGCUGGGAGUAGUCAGGGAAUAGGUACCCCCCCGAUCAUUGUGCCUUUGGGCUUUCGUGGGUGGGCUAUCACCUUGGGGUUAACAGGCUCCGAGUGGUCACGAGG
This is a messenger RNA of Cuscuta campestris, 2049 nucleotides long. The record is from the annotation of a GenBank genome assembly. NCBI's taxonomy places the organism in Eukaryota, Viridiplantae, Streptophyta, Magnoliopsida, Solanales, Convolvulaceae.